AUGGCGGCGGAGCGGCAGGGCUCAGGUGGCGGCCGUGGAGGAGCAGCAGCAGCAGCAGGAGGAGGCGGAGGAGGAGGCUCAGGUGGCGGCCGCGGAGGAGGAGCGGAGGAGAACAAGGAGAACGAGAGACCGGCGGGACCGCAGCCUGGCGGCCUCGGCGACAGCUUGGGCCUGGAGAUCCUUCAGAUUGUGAAGGAGUCUCAGCAGCAGCACGGUUUGCGACAUGGAGACUUCCAGAGGUACAGGGGUUAUUGCUCCCGCAGGCUGAGGCGGCUCCGAAAAACACUCAACUUCAAGAUGGGAAACAGGCACAAGUUCACGGGGAAGAAAGUAACUGAAGAGAUUCUCUCAGACAACAGGUAUUUGCUGUUGAUUCUGAUGGAUGCAGAGCGAGCCUGGAGUUACGCCAUGCAGCUGAAGCAGGAAGCAAACACGGAGCCUCGCAAACGAUUCCACUUGCUGUCGCGCCUGCGCAAAGCCGUGAAACACGCUGAGGAGCUGGAGCGGCUGUGUGAGAGUAACAGAGUGGAUGCUAAAACAAAGCUGGAAGCUCAGGCGUACAUGGCGUACCUCACAGGGAUGCUUCGCUUCGAACACCAGGAGUGGAAGGCAGCAAUGGAGGCUUUCAACAAAUGCAAGACCAUAUAUGAAAAACUGGCCAAUGCUUUCACAGAAGAACAAGCUGUACUGUAUAACCAGCGUGUGGAAGAGAUCUCGCCCAACAUUCGCUACUGUGCCUAUAAUAUUGGUGACCAGUCUGCCAUGAAUGAGUUGAUGCAGAUGAGGCUGAGGUCUGGUGGCACUGAAGGUCUUCUUGCAGAAAAACUGGAGGCACUGAUUACCCAGACUCGAGCAAAGCAGGCGGCCACGAUGAGCGAGGUGGAGUGGAGAGGAAGAACCGUUCCGGUGAAGAUAGACAAAGUGAGGAUCUUCUUGCUGGGGCUGGCUGACAACGAAGCAGCGAUUGCUCAGGCAGAAAAUGAGGAGACAAAGGAACGUUUGUUUGAAUCUUUACUCAGUGAGUGUAGAGAUGCCAUUCAGGCUGUUCGGGAAGAUCUGAAACCAGACCAGAAGCAGCGGGAACACUCUCUGGAAAAUGAUUCUGGGAAGGUGUCCAACAUCCAGUACUUACACAGUUACUUGACUUACAUCAAGCUGUCAACAGCCAUCAAGCGCAACGAGAGCAUGGCGAAGUCUCUGCAGAAGGCACUGCUGCAGCAGCAGCGGUCGGAAGAGGACGGCAAGCGCACGCCGCGGCCUCAGGACCUGAUCCGUCUGUACGAUAUCAUUUUGCAGAACCUGGUGGAACUGACACAGCUUCCUGGCCUAGAAGAGGACAAGAACUUCCAGAAAGAGAUUGGGUUGAAGACACUUGUGUACAAAGCUUACAGGUGUUUCUUCAUUGCCCAGUCUUAUGUCCUGGUAAAGAAAUGGAGUGAAGCUCUUGUUUUAUAUGAGAGAGUGCUGAAAUACGCCCGCGAGGUUCAGUCAGGAGCUGGAGCUUAUACGAACAGCUUGAAGGAGCUGCCCGAUGUUCAGGAUCUGAUCACUCAAGUCAAUGCGGAGAAAUACUCCUUGCAAGCAGCAGCUAUUUUAGAUGCAAAUGAUACUCACGAGACUGAGUCUCCAUCUCAGGUCAAGGAUGGCAAGCCUCUCUCGGAACGGUUUGAGACUUUCUGUCUGGAUCCUUCUCUGGUCAGCAAACAAGUCAGCCUCGUCCACUUCCCUCCGGGCUUCCAGCCCAUUCCCUGCAAACCCUUGUUCUUUGACCUGGCCCUUAAUCAUGUUGCUUUCCCACCUCUGGAGGACAAGGUGGAGCAGAAGGCCAAGAGUGGCCUCACUGGAUAUAUAAAGGGCAUUUUUGGAUUCAAAAGUUAACCAGGACCCCCAGAGGAACAGAGGUUUUAUCCUGUAUUGAAGGGAAAGCUCCAAGAGGUUCUAGAACACAAAUAUCUGCACCUGAAACUGACAGAGGGAGGUUUUACCACCUUUUUCCCUGUGUUCUGUGUAUAUGUCUGUGCACUUACAUUCUCUCCCAGUAUUUUAAAGACAAAACAAUCUACUUGGAAACACACGUACACUAUAAAUAGCUGAAAAUAACCUGGACCACAGAAAAAUCCUAUUCUGUUUGGGAAGUUGGAGCUUGCUUUGUGACCAGUGGCCUGUUCAGGGCCAGUGCACACCUCCUUAGCAUGGACCAGGGCACAGGUAUAAUUUGAUUCCUCCCCUUGCCCCGAUAUUUGACACUGUAAUUUGGUAUUUUGGUCUAGAAAUCUGGGUGUGAUGGGGAACCAGAGGCAAAAGUAGAUGCAGAACUAAACCAGCAAGAUGAGGCUGCCUACCUGAAGGCUAUGAAACACUAGCCAAGGGGGCUAACUUCCCUUUUCACUCCCAGUCCCCACUGAGAAACGUUAUAUGUAGUUAUGUAAAGAGAAGUCUUGGUAUUUUUAAAAAACGUGAUAUUCAGAAAUGACAAAAUAGAGCCUUUUUCUUUGUUGAUAAGGAUGGCAAACACCUUUCCCAAUGUUAAUGGUUACCCCAGUUGUGGUGGAGUAUAACGUGAGUUUGUGCUCUGGGCUGAUUGAUUCUUCUUUAUUGAUACACAUUUUGUUAAAUACCCAAAUGCAGUAUAGAACCCAUUCCUACAAGUUUUUUCUGGGAAAACUUGCUUCACGGGUGGCUUUAGAAAUAGCUACUUGCUCUUCAUGGGAAAGUUGGGUCUCUCAGUGUUCCUAUUGUCUCUGAUCUAAACCUUGCCUGAAAACAAGAUGAUCUUUUUCUGGAGUUCAUCUGCUGCUUUUCCUUUGUCCUCAGUCAGUAGAUAGGCCUGAAAUGAGGAAUAAGCAAUGGGAACCUGGUAGGUUCUCGAGUGAUGGAUCUUCUGUCAUGCCAGCCAGCUUUUUUAUAAAGCACCCAGGUGCUAUGGUGAUAGGCACUUGCAAAAUGCAGGUGAUUUCAUAAUUGUCAUCAUUCAAACAGGAAAAAAAAAAAAAACCAACACACAGCACGUGGGCAGAACUGUUCCAAAUAAAGUAUUUGGAAGUUUCUACCAGCAGUGUUUGGGUUUUCACUCAGUCUGUAGCUGGAAGGUGACACAGCAGUUUGUUCUUGCUGCCUUAAUUCUUCUGCACCGGUUGUCUUGACUUGGCGUUGUUUUGCCAUUUUUUAGGGAUCGGGAUUAAUAGGGGUGGAAACAGAAGAAUUGGUUAAAAUGGUCGGAUUGUUGUUGUCAUGGGGAAUUUUCCAUGCAAGGUGCGUGUCAGAUGGAUGGGGGGAAUCACCAGUUUAGACAAGGGAAGGUCACACAAUGACCGGCGCAGACAUCAGCUGGUUGAUCUCCUUCGUGGUACCUCUUUCUGUCUAUGUUAAUCUGAGCUUCUCUCCCCUUUUUGGCUUUUAUAUUAAAUCACUUUGAGAACUGUUCUCCUGUUUGGUUUGCAAACCAAACUCCUUUCUGCUUUCCUACCACAAAUCUAUGUGGGGCCUGGAUUGAUUCCAGUGAAACUUGUGCUGCUGCCACUUUCUAAUCGGUUACCGUUUGAAAAGAGCUAAGAGCAAUUGGCCUUUUUGUGUUGAACAUCUUUUUGACAGAUAACUGAUUAGCUGAACGCAGAUAAGAAAUCUGAAAACAAUAAAGUUUUAUUCCUGA
This is a messenger RNA of Calidris pugnax (ruff), 3649 nucleotides long. RefSeq names its product signal recognition particle 68kDa (gene SRP68). Bases 1 to 1878 code for a protein of 625 amino acids. The record is from RefSeq and is a predicted model, not a curated record. Gene Ontology annotation, cellular component: signal recognition particle, endoplasmic reticulum targeting. Gene Ontology annotation, molecular function: signal recognition particle binding; endoplasmic reticulum signal sequence receptor activity; 7S RNA binding. NCBI's taxonomy places the organism in Eukaryota, Metazoa, Chordata, Aves, Charadriiformes, Scolopacidae. The transcript has 18 exons. Gene Ontology annotation, biological process: SRP-dependent cotranslational protein targeting to membrane.